UGUAAUUUACUGUUUCCCGAAACAACAAUCCACGUCGCGUCGCAACUCAGGGCACCGCAGGUCCGUCCUCCGUAGCCGCCGACGAGCAUGGGGACGCGGGAGGUGUACGAGGAGAAGCUCCGCAGCGGCGCGCACCUCCACCGCGACCCCACCAUCAACCCCGGCCUCGGCUCCGCCCGCUGCCCGCGCUGCCUCUCCCUGCUCAACCCCACCACCAACUCCGGAGAGGGCGACUGGGCCAUCACCUCCGUCCUGCACGACGCCACCGCCGUGACUGGUUCGGGCGCCGGGGCGAUGCUCAGUGCGGUUCACGGGUUUAAUACAGGCAUUCCGUUUGUGCAGAAGCAUGUGAAGGGGCCCAAGUGGCUGCAUCUUCUUGUCGGGGUCCCUCCUUUGAUCUUAUUCUCUGGUGCCAGUGCUUUAUUUGGGGCAUAUGCGCUCCCCACGUUUGCUCAGCUCACUGUGACAUCAUAUUAUGCUGCAUCAAGUGCCUCUCACUAUGCAGUUUCACAAAUUACGCGCCAGAUCGAGAAGUCCCAUUUAUCAGGUACUGAAGAGAAAUCUUGAUGAGCUGCUCGGGAUCAGUCUGUUCGAUGCACAUGCCAUGUACAUGGUAUAUAUGGACUCCCUGCUUCGCCAUGUUGAAGUAGUCUGAUAGUUUUGCCGAGUUGGAGACACUCAAACCUGUUCUUAUCAUAAAGUAGAGUUAACUGUUACAUACAGCUUUGCUACUCAUGUCCUGUUUAAGUAAAUCGUUUUGGCUUCCUUUUUUUUUCUCUGGUUGGACAGAAUGCCAUCUAAAAUUGUCAAUUAGGGAUUCAGAAUGCAAGUAAGUAGAGUGCAUGUAUGAUGUGUACAAUCACCAGUGCAAGGACAUCGAACUGUGUCAUUUCGUAUCAUUAUUCAUUAAGAACAGGAAAA
Messenger RNA from Brachypodium distachyon (stiff brome), 921 nucleotides. RefSeq lists its product as uncharacterized. The record is from RefSeq and is a predicted model, not a curated record. The transcript is spliced from 6 exons. Bases 88 to 567 code for a protein of 159 amino acids. NCBI's taxonomy places the organism in Eukaryota, Viridiplantae, Streptophyta, Magnoliopsida, Poales, Poaceae.